Spirodela intermedia is the source of this 612-nucleotide messenger RNA. The record is from the annotation of a GenBank genome assembly. NCBI's taxonomy places the organism in Eukaryota, Viridiplantae, Streptophyta, Magnoliopsida, Alismatales, Araceae.
AUGGAGUCGUCGCUCCUCCACCUUCUUCUGCUCUCGUCCUUGCUUCUCGCCAUCGUCUCUGCGGUGGCCGCGCAGGGGGCCGUGCUAGACUCCGACGGCGAUGCGCUGCUCAGGGGGCGGCAAUACUACGCGCGGUCCAUUUACCGGGGGGGCCGCGGCGGAGGGUUGACGCUCGUCGCCGCCAACGAGUCCUGCCCCUCCCAUGUGGCCCAGGCCAGCCCCGUCAACCCGAACGGCCUCGCUCUCGCCUUCUUCCCGGAGAACUUCACCGCUGGAACCAUCUCCACGGGGAGAACGCUGUACAUAAGGUUCGCGGCGGCCCCGCCGUGCUCGGGGGGGAGAUCCGCCCUCUGGCAGGUGCGCCAGAGCAGUAGGUACUUGACGACGGGGGGAUCGGAGUCGUCAGCAGUGGGCCCUCACAACAGCCGGUUCGCCAUCUACAGAGACAACUCUGCCCGGGGCUAUCAGAUUCAGCUGUGCCCCUGCAGCGCAGGCGUGGCCCGGCCAUCCUGCAGGCUAGGCUGCUUUGGGGCGUUGGGUGUGACGAGCGCAAGGCUUCUUAGCCUCAACGCUGGCAGCCGUCACAUUGUGACCUUUGUGAAGGCAAAGUGA